AUGCGCCGCUUACACUCUAUACCGGCCUCACCGCCGCUUACCUUCCUCGCCCUACUUUUCCUCGCCUCGCCCCUCCCGGUCCCUGCCGCCGCCCUUCCCUACCCGCUACAACUGGCAGAUCAAGGCUACUCCAACGUCGGCUUUCGCUUUCUCCGACCUCGAAGCUGCGAAUCCGAGUGCCACGGCGUGUGUGUCUAUGUCGACGGUGUGGCCACCUGCGCCCCAGGCGCUGCCGACGGAGGAGGAGCCGGGGAUGGCGGCUGGCUCGUCUCCACAACCACAUGGACCGAGACCAACACCUUCACCAGUACCAUCACCAAGCCUGGUAGCCACCCGACAGGUGCCGCCGGCGAAGACUGCGUGCCGCAGGAGCCGGGAUGGAUUCCCUGUGGUCCGGUUUGCUGCCUGUCGACCCAGCAUUGUGCUUCGUGGGGUCAGUGUCUAGACAAUGAAGGGGGUGGAGGAGGAGGAGGAGGAGGCGGCGGCGGCGCCAUUUCCACAACAAUCACCACCGACGGGCAUACCAUUACCACCCAGUACUCCGCUCCUUACCGCGUCACCAGCACCAGCGCCGCGUCCACCGGCCAUGGCGCCGCACCCACCACAGAAAGCCCGACCGGCACACCCACCGCCGUCCCCAGCCACCCCGACGAAGACGACGGCGGCACGGCCGGCGGAGGACUCAGCCCCGGCGCCAUCGCCGGUAUCGUCAUCGGCAGCUUAGCCGGCAUCGGCCUCCUCAUGCUCCUCUGCUUCUGCUGCAUCGUCCGCGGUCUCUGGGGCCUGCUCUGCGGCGGCGCCAAGAAACGCGACGACCGCCGCCGGGAGCGCGUCGACGUCGUCGAGGAACGCUACCGCGCCGGCAGCCGCCCCGGGUCGACCUACACCCGCCGCGACCGCCACUCCGGGUGGUUCGGCAGCGGGCCCUCGUCCGCCGGCAACCGCCGCGACGAGGAGAAGAGGAAAUCCAGCGGCGCGAAGUGGUGGGGGCUCGGCGCCGUCGCUGCGACCCUGCUGGCGCUGCUCCACCUGCGCAGCAAAGACAAGAACAAGGCCGGGGAUCGGGACCGGGAUCGGGACCGGCCGCGAGACCGGCGCUCCCGCUCCCGUUACACGGACUCGUACUACACGUACACCGAUAGUAGCGCCAGCUCCGGAGGCAGAACACGGCAGGAUGGCCGGGCCUCGUCCCGGUACUCACGGAGAUAG
This is a messenger RNA of Sodiomyces alkalinus F11, 1209 nucleotides long. RefSeq lists its product as hypothetical. The transcript has 2 exons. The record is from RefSeq and is a predicted model, not a curated record. Bases 1 to 1209 code for a protein of 402 amino acids. Lineage: Eukaryota; Fungi; Ascomycota; Sordariomycetes; Glomerellales; Plectosphaerellaceae.